This is a messenger RNA of Aspergillus ruber CBS 135680, 3204 nucleotides long. RefSeq lists its product as uncharacterized. Gene Ontology annotation, molecular function: protein binding. The transcript is spliced from 6 exons. NCBI's taxonomy places the organism in Eukaryota, Fungi, Ascomycota, Eurotiomycetes, Eurotiales, Aspergillaceae. The record is from RefSeq and is a predicted model, not a curated record. The coding region runs from base 1 to 3204 and encodes 1067 amino acids.
AUGAGACUGUACUUCAGAAGAAAAUGGGAGAAGAUAAAACAUCGAGACAACCGGCCUCAAAACACAGACAGCAAAUACUCAUUCAACUCAGAUCAAUACAAAAGAAGCUCUUCUGCUCAUGCUGAAUCAUCAGCUCCUGCAAGUUAUUCAGACAAACCACACGAGCCAAAUGAGCAGAAGAGAGGUACUGGACCAAAAGACUUGUGGCAGAUUGCCUACGAGAAGCUAAGUAAUGAGGACCAACAACUUUUAUCGGCCGACCAACUCUCUUCGCAAUCAAGUCAAAUGGUUGAUCACGGGAAGGACGCAAGAACACUGAGAAAAUUGGAAGAGGUUAUCCAAUUGACAGAGCAGCAAUAUGAGGACUACCAAAAUGGAGGCUUAAAGAUCACACGGGGAUCUGGCAAGGAAGACAUCAGUAUCCGAGAUACUGCGCACAGAAUACUGGAUGCUACAUUAUCAUUCAAGGACAUCAUCAGCGCCAUUGCAGCUUUUGACCCUACCAACCAUGCAUCAAGUGCUUGGGCAAUUGUGUCACUUGGAUUGACAAUGACAAAGAACCAUAUGGAUAUUCGAGACGCCCUGUUCAAAUCCUCUGAGUUCUUAGCAGACGUCCUUGCUCGGUGCGCCUUCAUCGAGAAAACCCAUUACUGCAACAAUCAAUCUGAAACCAAAGACAAGAUUGAAAAAGCACUUGUUAAGGUCUAUACCACAAAUUUAGGAAAAAGGAUGCUGGAGAGUGUUCCUGCAGUGUCUAACCACCCAAUCAUACAAAUUGAGUCUUCCAUCAAAAAUGAUGAGCAAGCCCUACACCAUUGGGUCCAGAGGAAUGAGCAUCUUCAGCAUCAAAAGAGUGCAGAAGACAUGCUAGACCAAAUUGAUGAGGUGAUUACUUCAAUUCAACAUCUUCACCAGAAACUCGAUCACUCCAACCUACGGAAUGCCGAAGGCGCUUCAUUCGACUCAUACGAGAACCAACAUGACGCUGAAUGCCUUCCUGGAACCAGGGAAGAGAUUCUCCAGCAGAUCAAGCAAUGGGGAAGUUCCGUGCAAGGCCAAUGUAUGUUCUGGUUGUGUGGAAGGGCUGGAACAGGGAAAUCAACUAUCUCCCGAACAGUGGCAAGGAUGCUCAAAGAACAAGGACAAUUAGGAGCAAGCUUUUUCUUCAAAAGAGGUGAAGGUGACCGUAGUAAUGCAAAAAGGCUCUUCUCAACAAUCACAAGACAACUUGUCACUGCAAUCCCCCACCUCACACGUGGUGUCUCAAAUGCCAUUGAUGAUGAUCCUGACAUUUCCACGAAGUCACUCAAAGAACAGUUUAAUAAACUUCUCUUCCAACCGUUUUCUGGCUUGAAUCAAAGUCAGCAUACCACAAAUAUGUUGAUUGUGAUUGACGCAUUAGACGAGUGUGACAGGGAGGAAGAUAUUCAAGUCCUCCUUGAGCUCUUGCCACAAUUGCAAAAGUUAACUUCAGUGCAUUGGAAGAUUUUUCUGACCAGCAGACCGGAAUUAUCAAUCCAUCAGAGUUUGAAAGGGAUGAAAGACAGUGAGCAUCGAGAUUUCAUCCUCCAUGAAAUUCCUGAAUCAAUGAUAGAACAAGAUAUCUCCACAUUUUUGAAGCACAAACUUUCAGAAAUCAGGGUUAAACGAGAACAAAAUCUGGAAUGGCCUGGAGAAAUUACCACACAAAAUUUGGUUAAGAUAUCUGUGCCAUUAUUCAUCUUCGCUGCAACUAUAUGUCGUCAGCUUGAAGAUCCCCAAUGGGACCCAAAGGAAACGCUUAUUGAAAUCCUUACCUAUCAAAAUGGAAAUGACUUUGAGGGAACAUAUAUGCCAGUACUUGAUCGACUGUUCAUCAAACAGAGUGAAUACAAAAAAAAGCGAUUGGUUGAAGAAUUUCAAAAGGUUGUUGGCGCAAUCAUCCUUUUCAAAACACCACUUUCAAUCGCCUCUAUUUCACGUUUAACUGGUGUUCGCAAAAAUCUGAUUGAACUAAGACUGAAUUCGCUACAGUCAGUGCUUAGCGUGCCUGAUGAUGCGACGAAGCCAGUGAGACUAUUUCAUCUGUCAUUUCGAGACUUCCUUCUUGAUGCGAAUAUACGUGAGAAAACAGAAUGCUGGGUUGAUGAGAAGAAGAAGCAUUCAGAAAUCACACUUCAAUGCCUGAGGGUCAUGCACGAAGGUUUGAGGAAAAACCUAUGCAAAUUGGAACAUGAUGGUACACAACGGAUAGAGAUUGACCAAUGUUUGAUCGACGAGUUUAUACCACCAGAACUGCAAUACUCAUGUCGCUACUGGGUACAGCAUCUAGAACAAGGCGAAGACCCCACGAAAAGGAUGGAUAAUGUUUUUUCAUUUCUCCAAGAGCACUUCAUUUACUGGAUGGAAGCAAUGAGCAUCCUCGGGUUGGCAUCUGAAUUAGUGGGAAUGAUUGACACUACGCGGCAACUCAUAUCAGAUAAUGAACAUUCUCAAUUGUGUGCAUUUCUCCAGGAUGCAAGGCGGUUUAUCCUAAAAACAAGACAUAUCGCUGACACCGCGCCUCUUCAAUUGUAUUCUUCAGGGCUUAUCUUCGCUCCUAUUAAAUCAAUAAUACGAGAAACAUUCAAGUCAGACAUCCCCAGUUGGAUAUAUAAAUCGCCAGAAGUCGAACAAUAUUGGAGUGCGGAACUGGAGACCCUCGAGGGCCAUUCCAACUCGGGUCAUUCCAACUGGGUCAGAUCAGUGGCAUUCUCAAUGGACGGGCGACUGCUGGCGUCGGCCUCUUACGACAGCACAGUCAAGCUUUGGGACCCGGCCAGCGGCGCGCUGCGCCACACCCUCGAGGGCCAUUCCAGCUGGGUCAGAUCAGUGGCGUUCUCAAUGGACGGACGACUGCUGGCGUCGGCCUCGGAUGACAGCACAGUCAAGCUCUGGGACCCGGCCAGCGGCGCGCUGCACCACACCUUCGAGGGCCAUGGAACUGUAUAUGGACUGAGCUUCGCAGAAGACAUGAUUUUACCACCAUCAUGUGUCAAUGAUAAUCCUCUUCAUCCUACCAAAAUUGAGAUCCAUGUUUUGGAUCAAGGUUGGGUGGCUAUACAGGGUAGGAAACUCCUCUGGCUACCUGUAACCUAUCGGCCAACCCAUGUGGUAGCUCGAAACGGCAUUCUUGUCAUGGGGCAUGCAUCUGGACGCGUUACGUUUUUUGAGUUCUGUCUGUAA